GGGCGUAACGGCGCUAUUCCAGUGACUCCCUAACCAAUCUACCCUGAGGCUGCAAUUUUUCGCGUGGCGAAAAAAAGGCAAAAAGAAAAGGAAGAUAGUUCCCUUGUCCCGUAGAAGAUUUUAAAUUGUAUUUUUCGAUUUUAGCUUUCCCAAGAAAAGCUCGUAAAAUAAAAUGCGCGAAGUGAUCUCCAUCCAGAUUGGCCAGUGCGGCAUCCAAAUCGGCAACGCCUGCUGGGAGCUGUACCUGCUGGAGCACGGCAUCAAUUUGGAUGGCAGCCUGAAGAGCAAGGAGGAGCUGCAGGCCAGCGGCAGCAGUGCUAGUGUCGGUCACGACACCUCCGCCAACGAUGCUCGCACCUUCUUCACGGAGACUGGGAACGGGAAGCAGGUGCCUCGCACGAUAUUCGUGGAUCUUGAGCCAACGGUUAUUGAUGAUGUGAGGAAAGGCGAAAUGCGGGACCUCUACCAUCCAGAGCAGCUCAUUUCGGGCAAGGAGGAUGCGGCCAAUAACUAUGCCCGCGGACGCUACUCCAUUGGCAAGGAGGUGAUCGAUAAGGUGACCACGCGUCUGCAAAAGAUCGCCGAGCAGUGUGACAGCUUGCAGGGAUUCCUUAUCUUCCAUUCGCUGGGCGGCGGCACCGGCUCCGGCUUCACCUCGCUCCUCAUGGAGCGUCUGACCGCCGAUUACAGCAAGAAGUGCAAGCUGGACUUUGCCGUCUAUCCCUCGCCGAAGGUAUCCACCGCCGUGGUAGAACCCUACAACGCACUGCUCACCACGCACUCCACCUUGGAGCACUCGGACUGUGUGUUCAUGGUGGAUAACGAAGCCAUCUACGAUAUCUGCAACAAUAACUUGGGCGUAGACAGGCCGGCAUACAAGAACCUGAACCGCCUCAUUGCCCAAAUAGUUAGUUCCACCACGGCCUCGCUGCGUUUUAGUGGCUCCAUGAACGUGGAUCUCAACGAGUUCCAGACUAACCUGGUGCCCUUCCCGCGCAUCCACUUCCCGCUGGUGGCUUACGCACCGCUGGUGUCGGCGGAUAAGGCGGCGCAUGAACAGCACGCCAUCACCACGCUGACGAAUGCCUGCUUCGAGUCCUCCAACAUGAUGGUCAAGUGUGAUCCACGACAGGGAAAGUUCAUGGCCUGCUGCAUGCUCUACCGGGGCGAUGUGGUACCCAAGGAUGUGAAUGCCGCUGUCUCGGCCAUCAAGUCCAAGCGGCAUAUCCAGUUCGUGGACUGGUGUCCCACUGGCUUCAAGAUUGGUAUUAAUUACGAGAGGCCGGCCUUUGUCCCGGAUGGUGAUCUGGCCAAGACAUCGCGCGCUGUAUGUAUGCUGUCCAACACGACAGCCAUUUCGGUGGCCUUCUCCAAUCUGUCCUACAAGUUCGAUCUGAUGUUCAAGAAGCGGGCCUUCGUCCACUGGUAUGUCGGCGAGGGCAUGGAGGAGGGCGAGUUCACCGAGGCGCGGGAGAACAUUGCCGUUCUAGAGCGUGACUUUGAGGAGGUGGGCCUGGACAAUGCCGAGGAGGGCAACGAUGAGGAUCUUGAUGAAUAUUGAAAUUACAUUGCUGUUCCCCUUGUUUGUCCACCAGUCACUUCAAUAUUCCAUAAAAUAAUGUAAAAAAAAAAAAAAAAAAUCUUUAAAGGAAAAUGUGGCUUUAAUUGGGAAAGAAUUUUAGCAUUGAAUUAAUUUAAACAAUUGAAACAUUUUGUGUAAUAUUAGAAUUUAUGAUUGAAAUAGAAUCAUUUUUGGUUUGAGGACAAACCCCGUUGAA
This is a messenger RNA of Drosophila kikkawai, 1778 nucleotides long. It is a transcript of the gene alphaTub67C, whose product is annotated as alpha-Tubulin at 67C. Gene Ontology annotation, biological process: microtubule cytoskeleton organization; mitotic cell cycle. Gene Ontology annotation, cellular component: microtubule; cytoplasm. Lineage: Eukaryota; Metazoa; Arthropoda; Insecta; Diptera; Drosophilidae. Gene Ontology annotation, molecular function: structural constituent of cytoskeleton; GTP binding. The record is from RefSeq and is a predicted model, not a curated record.